UAAUAAUGUGUUUCAUUCUAGCUGAGGUUAAUACGUGAGGUACAACCGGAAAAAUCUAACAGUGUCUUGAAAGGGGAUUCAUGUAUGUGCAUUCAAGGUCAUAUUUUAUCAGAUUUGUGUGUGAUGUUUACAGAAAUUUAAUUCUUCAUGGGCGCAGCCAUAUUUGUUUAUUUUACCCUUUAUCUUGAACGCUUUUCAAAUAUUUUUUGAAUUAAAGCGAAUUUUUAAGAUUGAUUUGUUUAAAUCGAUUUAGACUCCCUUAACCUUGUGUUUCCUAACAAAAUAAAUUUGAAUUUGAAUAUAAAACUUGCAAAUAUUGAGAUAUUUCUUAAAAAUUAUUUUGCCGUACCUCUGUGAUCACUGGUAAAUUUAAGAUUCGUGCGCAAAAUUCUCUUUCCGGUUAAAAUUUCUAUUUCUCACAGUUUUGCAACUUUAAAGAUCUAUUUGAAAAAUUGAAAAUCAUCAUGGCGCGUGGCCAACAAAAGAUCCAAUCACAACAGAAAAAUGCUGAAAAAUUAGCAAAAUCGAAAAAAGGAACGAGUCAAAAAAAAGCUGCUCAAAAUGCUUUGGUUCAUACAUGUACAGUUUGUAAGUCUCAAAUGCCAGAUCCCAAGACAUACAAACAACAUUUUGAAAGUAAACAUCCUAAAAAUGAUCUUCCAGAUUGCUUAAAGGAAGUGUGACAGAUAAAGAAAAUAUGUGAUGACAAUGUAAAAAGAAUUUGUAUUUUUGUGUUAAUAUCUCAGUAUCUGGACAGACUAAUUCAGGUUUCUAAGGAAGUGACAUCAUCAUUGACACUAUUGUUCCAUUUUUAUUGGUUUUCAACGUUAACAAAUUACACCCAUUUUUUCUCCAUUUCCUGUCUAAUUACUUAUUCUAGUUGACAUCAUUUAAAUUGAUGUAUAAUUUUGGAAUUAAACGUUAUUUCAUUUAUAUCGUGUGAUUUUUUGCGAUGUUGGAUUUCAAUUUAUCAUUUAUUAGUCUUCACAUAGUCUGGAACGGCCAAUCAUAUGACUGAUUUAGUGAUACAUGGAUUCAGGCUACACUUAUAUACAUAUUUGCUAUAUAUUAAAAGGAUUGUAAAGAGGUUUUUUAGUCUUUGUAUUGAGUAUACUUUGUAGAUUCCAUUUAAAGAGACUGUUCCACCAUUUUGGGGGGGUCGAAUUUAAUCUUGAAUAUAUGUAAAUAGUCUUCAGAAGUACUAGAAAUGUACGAAAAUCGUAUAAUUCCUUUAAAAAUACUUCAAACUAGGAAUUUUACUCAUUAUUUCUAUAUAUGUUUUUUCUAUAUAUCACAGAAUAUCUUAAAAUUGGCGAGUGGUCAAAAAAAUUUGCAUGUGUCCCUUUAAACCAAUCUGCAUUUCAUUUUAAAUUCAGUCUAAGAUCAGUCAUUAAUGCCCCCAUUUUGGGAUCCAUAGUUGUCAAACAGGAUAUUAGAAUGAUGUAAAUAGAAGCUAUAAGUCUCCCUUAUACUCGAACAAAGACCAGAAAAACCUCUUUAAAAUCCCUUUAAAGCUGAAAUGAACUAUAUGUGAUAUUAUUUUUAAGAAUUUUUAACAUAACAGAUGUUAAAUUCACACUAGCAUAUAAUAUAUCAUAGAAAGCUAACAAAUAGAUAUAGUUCAUCCAAUUAAAAAUAAUAUAAUGUUAUAUUUAAUAACAAAGAGAAAGAACUUUCCAUCAGAACACCCUUAGUUCAUUGCCUCGAGUCUUUCCUUGACGGACAAGAGCUUGAUACACAUGAUACCACAGUGAAACCAUUAAACUAAAAUGUAAUAUUUACUUUGAACAAUCACUCUUCUAUAAACUAGUUACAUAAUUGGUGGUUUUUUUUUUGAUAAACUGUAAUUUGUCACAUGACAAUAUGGUAAACAGGUGAAACAAAUCAAAGCAAUCUUAGAUUUUUGGCAAAUAAAAAAACCAAUCUUUUAAAUCAAUGAAGUUUGUAUUAAAAGAAAUAAUUAUAAUGAAUUUAACUUUUGUCUCAAUAGCAUUACUAAGUAAUUUAUGUAAAAUAUAUGCCAGAAUACACAAAAUCAAUUUCAAUUCUUAACUGUUAUAUGGGGGUUGGCGAUAGAAUUGCUCUGACCCCCCAUGAAACUAUUGGAAUC
Molecule: messenger RNA, 2110 nt
Organism: Lottia gigantea (owl limpet)
Lineage: Eukaryota; Metazoa; Mollusca; Gastropoda; Lottiidae
Exons: 4
Coding region: 465-683 (72 amino acids)
Source: RefSeq, a predicted model, not a curated record